Molecule: messenger RNA, 1640 nt
Organism: Meira miltonrushii
Lineage: Eukaryota; Fungi; Basidiomycota; Exobasidiomycetes; Exobasidiales; Brachybasidiaceae
Product: WD40 repeat-like protein
Exons: 1
Coding region: 485-1462 (325 amino acids)
Biological process (GO): spliceosomal snRNP assembly
Cellular component (GO): SMN complex
Molecular function (GO): RNA binding; protein binding
Source: RefSeq, a predicted model, not a curated record
GUUGCAAAGGAAGGGGAGAUAAAAAAAAAUACACAUUCGCGCUAAACUUUACGAGAAAAUUGCAUCAACAUGAAAUCUAUCGAUAUUCCCAUCAUCAUUACCGACAUUCACUUACCUUCUUCCCUUCCUCUUCUCAACCUCUUUGUACGACAAUCCAGCAUUUUCACACUUUAAAGCUGUACUUUUUAAAAAUCUACCGACUAUAGACUUGCGAGACAAGACAUUUUGCUCCGCUGCAUUCUUUCCUUCUUUCUUUCUCUUACCAACGCUUUUCUCCGAUUUCAAUCUCGUUUGUGUAUCUUUAUCGACGCAGAAGCUACGCUAUAGCAUUGCUAAGCUCACUUAAAACUUCAUUGACUUGUUCAAAUCACUACGGCUGGUAUAGGAUUCACUUGCCCGAAAGCAAAAACAGACAAGCAAGAUUAUCCAACAAAACUUAUAACAAUCAACAAAGCAAACAUCUCUCAACUCGAUUCAGCCAUCCAUGACAUCACCCGCACCUCCAGCACGAGCUGUACCGCUCACAUGCUCCGGACAUACUCGACCAGUCGUUCAUCUAGAAUUCUCAGAACAGCAAGAUGAUGGAACAUACACACUUUUGUCAAGUUGCAAAGAUGGAAAUCCGAUGCUACGUGAUUGGUUAGGUGAUUGGAUCGGUACAUUUUUAGGUCACAAAGGUGCUGUUUGGAGUAGUAAACUUUCCGGUGGCGAUGCAGGUAAAGCUGUAACGGGAAGUGCUGAUUUCUCGGCAAAGAUUUGGGAUACAUAUAGUGGAGAUUGUUUGCAUACAUUCGCACAUAAUCAUAUCGUUCGAUCGGUUGCGAUCAAUGCUACUGGCACAAGUAUUUUGACGGCUGGACACGAAAAGAAAUUGCGCUUGUUCGAUCUUGCAAAACCAGAUCAAGAAGCACACCUGUUACGUGAGAAAUCGCUUGAUGGACUAGCACAUGAAGGCGUGAUCAAAAGUGUAGUUUGGCAACGCGGAGAUGGAGAGAAUAUUGCAAUCAGUGCUGGAGAGGAUAAAGUUGUGAAAUGGUGGGAUUUGCGAUCGAUGAGCAAAGUGAGCGAAUUGACUUUCAAUGAACCAAUCACGUCUAUGGAACGAUCCAACAACGCCGUUCUAGGAGAAUUGAUCACAAUUGCUUCAGGUAAAAAGGUUUUCUUCAUCGAUGCACACAAAAAGGAGUUGAUCAAAGAACACACUCUAGCACAAGCACCUUCUUCGGCUUCUUUGCAUCCUUCUUUGGCUGAUCGAUUCGUGGCAGGUGCAACUUCUGAUGGUUGGGUACGCAUCUAUGACUUUGAAUCGGGACAAGAACGUGAACUACACAAAGGUCAUCAUGGACCUGCUCAUGCUGUAAGCUAUUCGCCUGAUGGUGAAUUAGCAGCAAGUGGAUCAGAAGACGGAACGAUUAGACUAUGGCAAACCUAUCCGGGACGUAAAUAUGGUUUAUGGAUGUAAGGUUGCGCAUUGCUGCUUGAAAGAAAGAGGUUGGAAAAGAAGAAGUUUUGUUGUAUGUAUUAUAGGUAAAAAUGCAGUUCAAAAAAAUGAGAAGCUUUUUUUUGUAUAAAAUCAAAUCCCUCUCUCUGUCUGUUUGACUGUCUCUCGUAAUAAUUGUAUGGGUAUUAAAAGCGAUGCA